AUGGACAGACCAAAGCAAGCAUCAGAUGAUGAGACUUCUUACCUUGUCUCUCUUUCUCACUACGAUACACACAGCCUUUGCUCGGACUACACAUUGAGGCGCCACAAAUACGAAUCCGAGGCCAACGCUGGAUGUUACGAAGCGAGACAAGAUUGGAUCAAAUACGUCGGGCCAAUCGAAGAAUUCGGGGGAUGUAACCCUAUCAACGGCAACUUCUCGGCUGUGGUCCUACCACUUACCAAGCCGGAAAGGUUGCGCAUGAUCGCUUAUGUGCUUGAGUAUGCAUUCCUUUACGAUAAUAUGAUUGAGCUUGAGAAACCAGAAACGUCGCGUGCUGAUAAUCAAAACAAAAGAGAGUGGAAAAACACGAACCCGGCACUGGGCAAGACACAGAUUCAAGCGAAGAUCAUGAUACAGCUUGCUUCCAUCGACUAUGCGUGUACUGAACGGGUAAAAAGUGUGUGGACAGAGAUGAUUGAUACGACUCUACGAGACAAGAACAAGUGCUUUACCCACCUGGAAGAGUACGUGAACUUCCGCAUGAUUGAUACUGGAGCGCCGUUUGUGGAAGCCAUGCUGCUGUUUGGCAUGGGUGUGACGCUCAGCAAAGAAGAGGACAUUAAACUCGAGCAAAUUCGCAAGCCUUGUUACGCAGCUCUCGGCCUGGCUAAUGACUUCUUCUCCUUUGACCGCGAAUAUGCGGACUUCGAAAAAUCUGGAAAGUCGCAAACACUGACGAACGCGGUCUGGCUUCACAUGCAAUGGUACAACAUGGAUGUAAAUGCGGCAAAAAGCAUGACUUUGGAGGCGACGAAAAGAUACGAGGAGCAGUUUCUGGGGAGCUUUGCAGAAAAUGUUGUUUGGAGUUUGAAUUGUCCGAGGUACCACCGAGAGUACAGAUAUGACCCGAAUGUGGGCAUGGAAGAUGGACUGACAGCGGAGUCGCUUCAAAAGACACUUUGUCUUGAGUACGAUGCUUAUAUACGAACCGAGGUAAAGGAAGAGCGGGAUGAAAGCUCCCGGCGUUCGUCUACCGAUUCAUCCCUUCAAGCCUCCGAAGACGACAGCUUCACAACGAGGGAUGAUGUUUCGAUCUCUUCUUAUACAUCUGUCUCUCCUUCGACCUUAAAGGACGAUCAAAUACUUUGCAAUGAUCUGUUAGGCCAAGAAAAUGUCCAGGCACCUUUCGAUUACAUCACUUCACUCCCCUCCAAAGGUGUACGAGACACCUUCAUCGACGCUCUCAAUAUCUGGCUCAACGUACCCGAGACCGUCGUAUCCCGUAUCAAAUCACUAGGAAACCGUCUACACGCUGCAUCUCUUAUGCUCGAUGAUAUCGAAGAUGGGUCUAAUCUCCGACGAGGUCAGCCGGCGACGCACACCGUCUUCGGUAUUGCACAAACGAUCAACUCCGGAUGUUACGAAGUCCUCCAAGCUGUGAGUGAGGCUCAAGAAUUGGGCGCCGCAGAGGUAAAGAUUGUCUUCGAAGAACUCGCCGAAUUGCACAUCGGCCAGUCUUAUGAUCUCUUUUGGACAUAUCAUACCCAGUGUCCGUCCGAGAACGAGUAUCUGGAGAUGGUGAACAAGAAGACUGGAGGUCUGUUUCGAUUGUUGGUGCGGCUUCUGCUUGAGUCUGCAGAUUGCGAAUUGUUGCGAGUUACGCAAGGCGCAGAUAUUGAGGAGCUUGUAAGCUGUAUUGGGAUACAAUACCAGGUCCGCGAUGAUUAUCAGAACCUUCAUUCGCCGGAAUACAGUGCUCAAAAGGGAUUUUGUGAGGAUCUGGAUGAGGGUAAAAUGUCCUUCCCACUCGUUCACGCGUUGAAAAGUUGCGAAGACAACGCUGAACUGUAUGAGCUUCUCCGACAACGGCGGGAUAUCGGAUAUUUAUCAGAUGAGCAGAAAAAGCUUGUGCUGGGGCAACUCGACCGAGCGGGCAGCAUGACGUAUACGCGAGAUACAUUGAGACGACUACAGGGGGAGAUUCAUGCUGGCUUGAAGAGAGUUGAGGAUGUUACUGGAAGGGAAAAUUGGAUAUUGAGGGCUUUGUUACAGAGACUCGAGGUGUAG
Molecule: messenger RNA, 2067 nt
Organism: Alternaria alternata
Lineage: Eukaryota; Fungi; Ascomycota; Dothideomycetes; Pleosporales; Pleosporaceae
Product: terpenoid synthase
Exons: 5
Coding region: 1-2067 (688 amino acids)
Biological process (GO): isoprenoid biosynthetic process
Molecular function (GO): prenyltransferase activity
Source: RefSeq, a predicted model, not a curated record